This is a messenger RNA of Fusarium graminearum PH-1, 879 nucleotides long. RefSeq lists its product as uncharacterized. The transcript is spliced from 3 exons. Gene Ontology annotation, molecular function: actin filament binding. Lineage: Eukaryota; Fungi; Ascomycota; Sordariomycetes; Hypocreales; Nectriaceae. The record is from RefSeq and is a predicted model, not a curated record. The coding region runs from base 1 to 879 and encodes 292 amino acids. Gene Ontology annotation, cellular component: cytoskeleton.
AUGCUCUUAUCAACACGUUUCCAAGCCAGAGCCCUUCGGCAACUCAUCUCGAAGCAGCCAUCUCGCUCAAUUAGCACUUCUGCCGCCAAAUCACUGCUCAUUACUCCCUCAACACAACUGACUGCCAAGUCUCUCACAACUUUCAACUCUUCUACACCUCGCUCAGCAUCUUUUGCUACCAGUGCCGAAGCAACUGCGGAGCCGGUGAACACAAACUUUGCUGCGGUUUCAACAGGCGGAAUUCCCUACCCCGGUAUUCCUAAUAUUGAGGACCCUUAUAAGAAGCGCCAAUGGCAGCUCGAGCACAUGGCGGGUGCCUUUCGUGUGUUUGCCCGUAUGGGAUUUACUGAAGGAGCGGCGGGACAUAUCAGCGUGAGAGAUCCCGUUGACCGUAAUACAUUUUGGAUUAACCCACCCGAUGUUGACGCUGCAUGCCACGCGCACUCCAAAUACGGCAAGGCAUGGUCGACUUUCGGCAAGCCUCUCGACAUGAUCAGCCAAGACGCAUGCAUAUUUUACAAGGACCACAGCGUAUACUCCGACUUUGGAGGCGUUGUCUUUGAGGACGACGAGGGCGCUCGCAUAGCUCAAGCUCUGGGCCCCAAGAACCGAUCAGUUAUUCUUCAAAACCAUGGCUUGUUAACAGCUGGAGGAACUGUUGAUGAAGCAGCGUAUUUAUUCUCCCUCAUGGAGAGGACGUGUGAGGUUCAGCUCUUGGUUGAGAGUACCGGAUUACCUAGGAACACUAUCAGCGAUGAGGCCGCCGAGUAUACGUACCGAUAUAAUGCUGACCCGAAUACGUUAUAUACAGAGUUCCAGCCUGACUUCGAGUAUGAAGUUUGGAAAUCCAAUGGAGAGCUUCAGUCUGGGGUCAAUUAA